Molecule: messenger RNA, 796 nt
Organism: Tribolium castaneum (red flour beetle)
Lineage: Eukaryota; Metazoa; Arthropoda; Insecta; Coleoptera; Tenebrionidae
Gene: l(2)efl
Product: lethal (2) essential for life
Exons: 2
Coding region: 158-736 (192 amino acids)
Biological process (GO): response to heat; protein refolding
Cellular component (GO): cytoplasm; nucleus
Source: RefSeq, a predicted model, not a curated record
CCGUCUCUCUCUGGACUAUGUUAAUCCAGAUUUUGAGUUUCGGAAUUUUCUCAUGCAUUCUAGAAUGAACGCGUGAUUGGCUAUAAAUAUUCGGGCAAGUUCAAGGAAUGUUCAGUUUAGAUCCAGAAAGUGUAGAGUGAAGAAAUAGAACGUAAAGAUGUCUGUGGUGCCUCUUCUUUUCCGCGACUGGUGGGACGAUGACGACUUCCACUUUUCGCGCCCUUCUCGUCUUCUGGACCAACAGUUCGGUCUAGGCCUCCGUCGCGAUGACCUCCUCAACACCUUCAGUUCCAUGCCCAGAAGCUCCCUCUUCAGAAACUACGUCCGGCCCUGGCGCUCCACUGCCAUCCAGAGACAGGACUCUGGAUCGACCAUCCAACAAGACAAAGACAAGUUCCAGGUCAUACUAGACGUACAACAAUUCGCUCCCAAUGAAAUCACAGUCAAAACCAGCGGAAACAGUAUUAUCGUUGAGGGAAAGCACGAGGAAAAGCAGGACGAACAUGGGUUUAUCUCGAGGCAUUUCGUGCGGAGGUAUUUGUUGCCGCAAGACCAUGAUAUCAAUGAUGUUGUCUCAUCGUUGUCUUCUGACGGGAUUUUGACGGUGUCGGCCCCCAAAAAGUCGCUCCAGCAACCCGCAGGUGAAAGAGUGGUGCCCAUUACACAGACUGGACCGGCGAAGGCUACGGUCACACCCGUGGCGGAGUCGCAACCCAAAGUCGAACAACCCAACUGAUUUAAGGCUGUUUUAUAAUAUUUUGUUGAUCUAAGUAUUGUUAAUAAAUUUUCCUCUAUG